UCAACUCUAAUCGUCACCUAUUAAACUGGAUAACUGACAAUAUCACAUCAUCAAAUCAUCAGAUCUCAACUAAUUUAUAUACAUUUGCAAAUGAUUCACUCUUAAUUGUGAUAUUUCCCUUACCUCUUUUGUUAACCGUGGUUCACACAAUCAAGUAAGCUAUGGAGGAUUUUCUCAUCAAAUGUCGCUUCAAUUUAAAGAGAUUGUUGGAAAAUAAACAAUUUAAACAUGUUCACUUGGUAAUUGGUAAUGAAUCAUGCGAUCUUGAUUCAUGUGUAUCUUCUUUGGUCUAUUCUUAUCUUUUAUAUAUAUCUAAAUACUCGUCAAGCAAAGAUCAGGUUACAUUACCAGUAUUAAAUAUCAACAGAGAUCGUUUAUUUUUGAAAAGCGAAGUCGCAUUCUGGCUGGAAGAGACACUGCAAAUUAAAUUUGAAUCGGUUUUGUGUAAAGAUGAAGUUAACCUAUUACGAAUUCGAGAAAAUGUCGAACAGAUAUCUUUUACAAUUGUUGAUCACAAUGAAGAUCGAGAAAUGGAAAAUUUUGGUGAAAUUGUUGAAAUAAUCGAUCAUCACAAAGUUUUGAAUCCAAGUCAUCAGAUUGGAACUCAGUGUGAAAUAGAUUUAGAUGUUGGUUCAUGCUGCACUCUGAUUGCUCGUCGAUAUCUAGAUUAUUGUGAAACUCAAAAAGUUAAUCCUGACGUCCAAAUUGCUUUAAUGUUAUAUGGGACUAUUAUUUUAGAUACUGUUUGUUUCUCCGAAUCCGCUCAUCGUUUCAGUCAGCUAGAUAUCAAUAUUGCCAAACGUUUAAAAAAUGUUAUUGGCUCUGAAAUGUUGACUGAUCAAGAAAUUUAUUCACAAUUAAUAACCGCAAUAGGCAAAGCCUCGUCCAUGCUUGGCCUUACGGAUCUCUUAACCAAAGAUUUGAAAAUCAUCGAUGGAAUUGGUGGGAAAAAAGUAGCCCUUUCUUCACUUUGCAAUAUUCAUCUGAAAGAAACUCUCAGCAAGCCAGAUAUUUCAGCUCAACUGGGUCAAUAUUGUCGAGCAAACAACUGUCUUGGGAGUAUUUUGUUAGCCAUCAGGAACGAAAAUCCAAAUAACGUUGAAAGAGAUCUUGCCAUUUAUUUUUCUUUAGAAGAUUUAUUGCGAAAGGUUUGUAAUCAACUAGAGAGUUCCGCUUGUGCCCUUGAUUUGGAAUUAUUGUUUGAAAAGGAGAAUCUCAAAGUUUACAAGCAAAAUAAUGUUAAAGCAUCAAGAAAAGCCAUUCUACCCAUGAUUGCCCAAAUAAUGUCAAAUGAGCGAGCUGCCUUGGAGAGUCAACGAGCUCAUUAUGGUUCAAAUAAGAAAGCUUCUGAAGAUAAUGAUCCACUUAGAUCAAAAGUAUCAACAGCUGAUGUUGACCCUGACUUUGUGCUUAAUUACAAGCCAGAGACAAUUGAUUUUCCAGAAUCUCCGCGAGAUUAUAUUAAUGAAUCAGCCACUGCGAUAGAAAAUCCUGUUGAAAUAUUUACCAAUAAUACUAGAAGUAAAGGUAAGAAUCAUUCAAAUCCAUCAUCACGUACUGUCAACAGUUCCGAAAUGGCUGAUCAAAGUGAUCCUGGUUCGGUAAAGGACGGCAAUAACAUCAAAUCUUCAAUACAAACCUCAACACAGUCUCAAUCUGGAUCUAUGUACAACUCAACCCAACAACAACAAUCUCAACCUCAAUUAGAUUCUAUGAAUGUUUAUGGUUCUUAUAUUGAUGAUUCUUAUGUCGGAGAUUUUUCCGGUGAAGUGACUAAUCCAGAUGUAAUGAUUGAAGAAACCCCUCAGGAUCCAAUUUACUGGGAAAAUCAAUCUAAAUUAGUGGACGGUGUUCUUGAAUUCAGUUUUGACUCUUUCGGACCUGAAUCAAUGCUUUUUCCUAGAAAUGGGGAAAAUCGUGAAGGUGAAGAUAACAGUAAAUCGCUUUUGGGAAGCUCAGUUAAAGACAGUGAUAAUGACUUGAUGUCAAUUACAACUGCCAGUGAACGAACUGAUGUUUCCUUUGAUCAGUUUACAGUUAAUUCAAGUGAUCAUAACGAGAGUGAAACCGGGGGAACAUCUCUCAUUAAAAAUCAAAUAUCACCGCCAUCAACAACGCCUCAGCCUGUUGAGUUUUUAAAGCGUAACACAUCAUUAACUCAAAGUCAACGACGAAAGAUUCGUCCUAAAAUUGAUAUUCAAGAAAUUUUCAACAGCUCAGAUGAAACAAAUGCUCACGAUGAUGACCAAACAGUAAACGAUUUAAUUGAAAAUGAAACCUCAAAGGAAGAUGGUGAUGAUUUUAACGAUACUAAAGAAAGUAAUGAUGUUGGUUCAAAAUUUGACGAAAACAGUACUUCUUCACAAUCUAAUUACAUUACCAAAGAAGACACCUUUUUUAAUGAUAAUAAUUACCUAGAAUCACCUGUAUCCACAAAAGAAGAAUUGGAAGAUACAUUACAAAAGCAAGGAUCAUUAGCCAAGAAAAAGAUACUGGUUAACAAAGAACUUUUAUCGAAUGAUGACAUGAUAAUUGAUUUUCCACAUACACAACAAGAAGAAAAUCGAGUUCCUGAGUUAUCUGCUCAAGAAGAAAUGAAUGAAACCAGAAGUUGGCGGGAAUCAUGUCCAAUUGGAGACAAGGGAGAAGUAAAAAAGAUUGACCUUAAAGUUAUCGAACCUUAUAAGAAAGUUCUAUCUCACGGAGGUUACUAUCAUCAUUACAAUUCUGCUCAACUAAACAAAAAUAAUACAACUCCAGGUCCUGGUCCUGCAAUUAUCAUUUUCUCAGCCUGUUAUCUUCCAGACAGAUCCAGGAAGGAUUAUGGCUAUGUUAUGGAUAAUUUGUUCAUGUACGUCCUAACAACACUUCAUGAAUUGGUAGCCGAUGAUUACAUCCUUAUUUAUUUUCACAAUGCUGGAUGUGCCGGAGUUUCAAGCAAUAAUAUGCCUACCUUUAGCUGGUUAAAGCGUUGUUAUACAAUGAUUGAUAAAAGAUUGAGGAAAAAUUUGAAAUCUCUUUUUCUGGUUCAUCCCACUUUUUGGUUGAAAACUUUUGUAAUUAUGACAAAACCUUUCAUAAGCUCUAAAUUUUCAAAAAAACUUAAAUUCGUGAGCACACUUGCCGAGCUCAAUGAUCUUGUGCCCAUUGAAAGUACAGUAAUUCCUCCUCCAGUUAAACAGGUUGAAUUUGAACGGAUCAUUCGCCAGAAAAAGAAGGAAUCUUCAAGGCGCUGAUUGGUCUCUCUAUCAACACAUCUUGGUACCCUCAAUCGGCUCCAUCAUCAUUUUUUGCGUCUAAAUCCUUUUUUUGUUAAAUACUCUUCUUUACCUCUGUGAUAAAAUUAACCCUGUUUCCCCUUUACAACCCUUUUUUCCUUCUCCAAGAAAUAUAUAUAGUUCUUGACCACCCUUAUUAUUGAUAUUAUUAUUAUUAUAAUUAGAGAUGUUGAAAAAUUAUUUUAUUUAUACCUACCUUUUGGCCUAUUAUUGCUGGCUGGGUUUCGCAAGUGCAAACACCAUUAUAAAUACAAUUAUACCUGCGAUCACAUUUAAAGCCAUUUCCAAUCACAAUGUUAAUUGUAAACAAGUUUACAAAGAUAUCUCUUUUCCCUGUAUACAAUAAUUGUGAAUUAGUAAAAGCUAAUUUAAACCGUA
Molecule: messenger RNA, 3656 nt
Organism: Tetranychus urticae (two-spotted spider mite)
Lineage: Eukaryota; Metazoa; Arthropoda; Arachnida; Trombidiformes; Tetranychidae
Cellular component (GO): cytoplasm
Molecular function (GO): pyrophosphatase activity
Source: RefSeq, a predicted model, not a curated record